Messenger RNA from Henningerozyma blattae CBS 6284, 1938 nucleotides. It is a transcript of the gene PHO2, whose product is annotated as Pho2p. The record is from RefSeq and is a predicted model, not a curated record. NCBI's taxonomy places the organism in Eukaryota, Fungi, Ascomycota, Saccharomycetes, Saccharomycetales, Saccharomycetaceae. The coding region runs from base 1 to 1938 and encodes 645 amino acids. The transcript has a single exon. Gene Ontology annotation, biological process: regulation of DNA-templated transcription. Gene Ontology annotation, cellular component: nucleus. Gene Ontology annotation, molecular function: transcription cis-regulatory region binding; DNA-binding transcription factor activity, RNA polymerase II-specific.
AUGAAAACAGAUGACCUCGACACAUAUAAUCAUCAAGAAAAUCAAAUAUCACUCAUGUCAGGAAGCAGUUUUACUGGAGAACCGAACUUCGAUGGGAUAUUCGGUUCAGACUUCAACUUGCUGGAUACAACAAACAUCCAAGAUUCUCACACAUCCCUCCACGAAACACAACAACCGAAUAUACAUGAACAACAGCAGCAGCAUGAAUCUCAAAACUCGAUUCAGAAUACAUCGCAACAGCACCAGCAGCGACCCAUACAAGAUCAGAAUAAUACGCCAACUUCUACAACUCAAGUAAGUGGUGGUGGUGGACCCUCCACCACUUCAAAUCCUGGUGCUUCUUCGUCGCAGGACCAAUCUGUAAAUACAAACACACACAGACAAAAGAGAACAAGGGCCACGGGGGAGGCAUUGGACCUGUUGAAACAAGAGUUUAAACUCAACCCAAACCCAAACUCCAAACGGAGAAAGAUGUUGUCUGAAUCGACGGGUUUGCCAGAGAAGAACGUUCGAAUUUGGUUUCAAAAUAGAAGAGCUAAAGUUAGAAAAUCAGAACAAAGUAUUGGUAUUUCCAACAUCCAUCAGUCCGGUACAGUUGCCUCUGUUACUCCCAAUACCGCUUCAGCGUCAGGCGCUCCCACUACAGCGACUUCCCCACCUAUAAUACAACAAAACAUUUUGACGUAUUUCGAUAGAAUACAACCUUCUUGUAAUAAGAGUUAUUAUUUCAUAGACGUUUGUUCCAUAACCGUCGGUACUUGGAACAGAAUGAAAAGCGGGGCUCUCACAAACGAUAAUUUACCAACCAUUAGAAACUUAUCCAACUUAUCUCCUUUCUCAAUCAAUAAUUUAAUGUCAAACACCACAGAUUUGAUGGUGUUAAUAUCAAAUAAAAAUUUAGAGAUUAAUUAUUUCUUCUCUGCAAUGGCAAACAACACAAAAAUCUUAUUCCGAGUAUUCUUCCCAAUCUCUUCCAUAAUAAAUUCUUCUUUAAUAUCAGAAUCAUCUUCUACUUCAUCUUCGUCUGCCUCUUCUAAUUCGAACAGCAAUAACAACACCGAAAAUGAGCCAAUUAAAUUUGGUGAAUUGAAACUCAAUCUUUCCAAAUCACCAAAUUUUGCAGUAUAUUUCCUAAGCAACUCCAAUGAUCUAACGGCAAACCAAUGGUCCAUCUGUGAUGAUUUUUCAGAGGAUAAACAAGUCAGUGAAGCUCAUUUGAAUGGUACAAACAUCCCUCAUGUCUUGAAAGGUUUACAAUCUUCAUUAACGUAUAUGAAUUCGUUGGUUCUAAAACAUAACACUUCGGCAACUACAAAUAAUUAUACAACUAAUAUAAAGGAUAACAGUUUGAAUUUACAGGAGUCUACAAAUCAUUCUUCCACCAAUAAUAACAACAACAAUACAAAUACAAACUCCACGGCAACUGCAAAUAAUUUCUUAGAUAUGCAUCAAGGGUUUUUCGAUUUUAAUCAAAACUCAACAGGUUUAACUCCACAAUCUUCCAAUCAUUAUGAAUCAACAACUAAAACUUCAGCUCAAAAUUCAAAUCAGAAUUCAAAUCAAAAUUCUUCUUUACAUGCUUCAAUUCAAAGCACUUCAAACCAAUCUCCAAUAAAUAAUUAUCACACAACAACAAACUCUUCUUCACAUACAACCCCUUCAAACCACCUACAGAUGCAAAUACAUAACCAUUCCACUUCAAAUAAUAAUAAUUUCAACCAGAUGCAAACACAACCUCAAUUCCAACAUCAAAUGCAAAUGCAAAACCAAAUGCAAACUCAAAUUCAAAACCAAACGCAUCAGCAAAAUAAUCUUUAUAAUGCAAACGCAAGCCUGUCGUUAAAUAACGUUCAAUCAAUCCAUGAUCUGCAUAUACCCAACACUCCGGAUUUUUUCCAAUCAAACACUGAAUUGAAUGAUACUUCCAAAUGGCUAUGA